AUGUGCGACUACUUUCUCCACGACGUUUACGAGCAUCUCGACAAUCGGACACGCUACAAGCGGUGUUUGGACCUCUGCGGGGAAAUGAUGAAGUUCCAACUCGCGGCCGUUGGCGUGCUGUUCGUUACAAGCAUCGCAGUUGGCGCAGUGGCGACGCGGGCGGAUGCGGGUUCUACCGGCGUUGCGCUCUUGUUUGCCAACCAGUUUAGCAAGGUCAUGUCAGAGCUACUGCAGCGGCUGGUCGACGUUGAGGGCGACAUGGUUAGCGUUAGUAGAGUGGACGAGUAUGCGGACCUGCCCGCGGAGAGGGUGGACGGAGAGGAUCUACCUGAAGCUUGGGCGCUACAGGGCGAGCUGAAAGUUUCUGGACUGACGGCAAGCCCCGAAAUGAAUUUCGAACAAUGUUUGCUGCAGGAUGUUUCGUUUUCAGUGAGCCCAGGGGGACGGGUUGGCAUCGUGGGACGGACGGGCGCGGGCAAGUCGUCGCUCACAUUGGCACUGACACGGCAUUUGCAGAUGAGGGGAAGCAUCACCAUAGAUGGCGUGGAUCUGACGUCUGUCAAUGUGAAAGAGCUUCGAAGAAGACUCUUGGUGAUAUCGCAGGAUCCUUAUCUGUUUGGAGCUACUUUGCGCGAGGUGGUCGACCCGGCUGGCGUCCACACCGACGACGAAAUCCGAAACGUUCUCACCACUGUUAGUUUUCCGAUAGAGCAAAAAAGUAGUGAAAUCAAAGACGUUUCCUCCACUGCUGGGGUUUCGACCGAGCAAAAAAGCAGUGAAAUCCAAGCCGUUCCCUCCACUGCCGCGGCUUCGACCAAGUCAAAAAGCAGUGCUUCAACAGCCAUUAAACUUGACUUCGAGGUUGGCCACGGCGGGCUGAAACUGUCCCAGGGACAGCGACAGAUGCUGCGACUCGCGCAGGUGCUUCUCGCGGACCGGCGCAUGAUCAUCAUGGACGAAGCGACGAGCGCUCUGGACGCGGAUGACGACGCAGCUGUCCAGCUCGCACUCCGCUAUGCGGAGGGGGGUAAAGCAAAGCUCCUCGUCGUGGCACACCGUCUCGCAACUGUCGCUGACUUUGACAUGCUGCUGGUUGUGGAAAACGGACGGCUGGAGGAGAGCGGCCGGCCGGCGGAGCUGUAUCAGAAGGGCGGCUUGUUUACGGAUUUGGUGAAUUCGAGUGUGGACAAAGAUGAGCUAUUGAAAAAGUUUUAA
This is a messenger RNA of Cordyceps fumosorosea ARSEF 2679, 1215 nucleotides long. Its product is annotated as ATPase, AAA+ type, core. Lineage: Eukaryota; Fungi; Ascomycota; Sordariomycetes; Hypocreales; Cordycipitaceae. Gene Ontology annotation, cellular component: membrane. The record is from RefSeq and is a predicted model, not a curated record. The transcript has a single exon. Gene Ontology annotation, molecular function: ATP hydrolysis activity; ATP binding; ATPase-coupled transmembrane transporter activity. Bases 1 to 1215 code for a protein of 404 amino acids. Gene Ontology annotation, biological process: transmembrane transport.